Messenger RNA from Fusarium pseudograminearum CS3096, 1539 nucleotides. RefSeq lists its product as uncharacterized. Gene Ontology annotation, biological process: protein phosphorylation. The record is from RefSeq and is a predicted model, not a curated record. The transcript has a single exon. NCBI's taxonomy places the organism in Eukaryota, Fungi, Ascomycota, Sordariomycetes, Hypocreales, Nectriaceae. Bases 1 to 1539 code for a protein of 512 amino acids. Gene Ontology annotation, molecular function: protein serine/threonine kinase activity; ATP binding.
AUGAUAAGCCACGCACCUGCCGCGGUCAACACCGUCCGUGGCUUUCAGACUACACCUGCUACCUCUGGCGACGAGGACUCAGACCCUGGACACAACGAGGUCCCUACCCCCCGACGAAAGACCGCCGGACGAACCAUUGUCAACGAUGUUGUGAGCGCCAACUGCAGCCCUAUUAUUCGAGCAUCUUCUCCCGCUGUUUCGGGUAUUGCAAAGCUGCGCUUGCAGAUGGAACCUCUUAGUCUGGACGGAGGAUCUCCUUACUCCAUGAGCCGUUCUACAAGUCAGCAAGGCAUCGCCCUCGAUUUUCGAAAGCAGAUGAUCAGCCGCACACACAGCCGAGAGGAUGUUCGUAGCGAGGCCGGAAGCGAGAUUUCAGACACCUCUAUUAGUUACGAAGUGAACCUCGAGCACGAUUUCGCUGACGAGAGUGUUCGAGAGCGUAAUGGAUAUCUUGGAACCCUUGAAGGUGGCCUUGCGCCGAACCGUAAGAUGACGUCGGAGGACUUCGAACAGCUGCGAUGCCUCGGCAAGGGAACAUACGGCACUGUGCUUCUGGUCAAGCAGCGUGCGACUGGGAGGCUGUACGCUCAAAAGCAGUUCAAGAAGGCCUCCUUGGUGGUCCACAAGAAGCUUAUCGAGCAGACCAAGACUGAGCGACAAAUUCUCGAAUCCGUCAACAGACACCCGUUCGUUGUCAAGCUAUUCUACGCUUUCCAGGACCACGAGCAGCUGUACCUUAUCCUCGAGUACGGACAGGGCGGCGAGCUCUUCACCCACCUUGACACCGAGAAGAUGUUCUCCGAGGAUGUAGCUGCUUUCUACAUGGCGGAAAUGCUUCUGGCUAUUUCGCACUUGCACAACGAUCUUGGUGUGGUGUACCGCGAUCUUAAGCCAGAGAACUGCCUCUUGGACGCUGAAGGCCAUCUUCUCCUGACCGACUUCGGCCUGUCCAAGGUGUCCCUUGACGAGACCGACGCCUGCAACUCGAUGCUGGGAACCGUCGAGUACAUGGCACCUGAAGUUGUGCUGGGGAAGAAAUACGGGAAAGCGGUCGACUGGUGGUCCUUUGGAGCGCUUGGGUACGACCUGAUGACUGGAAACCCGCCUUUCCGUGGCCAGAACCACGCCAAGAUCCAGGACAACAUUGUCAAGCAGAAGUUGGUGCUUCCUUACUUCUUGAGCGCUGAUGCCAAAGAUCUCCUUACCCGACUUCUUCGCAAGGAUCCCAAGAAGCGUCUCGGAGCAGUGAUGCCCAAUGAUCUGGCCACCAUGAAGAAGCACCGGUUCUUCCGCAAGAUUGACUGGAAGAAGCUCGCGGCGCGGGAGCUUGAGCCGCCGAUUCAGCCGAUGAUCACGGAUCCUGAGUUAGCCGAGAACUUCGCCCCCGAGUUUACCGAGCUGGCGAUCAGCCCGGUACUGCCCAACAAGGAUGCCUGGCCCCGAAGCCUCCCUAAGGAUGAGCUCUUUGGUGGAUUCAGUUUUGUGGCGUCUUCAAGCCUGUUGAACGAAGAUCGGUUUGCGGCAUAUGCCCAGACAUAA